Alternaria arborescens is the source of this 603-nucleotide messenger RNA. RefSeq lists its product as hypothetical. The transcript is spliced from 8 exons. Gene Ontology annotation, biological process: small GTPase-mediated signal transduction. The record is from RefSeq and is a predicted model, not a curated record. Gene Ontology annotation, molecular function: GTP binding; GTPase activity. NCBI's taxonomy places the organism in Eukaryota, Fungi, Ascomycota, Dothideomycetes, Pleosporales, Pleosporaceae. Bases 1 to 603 code for a protein of 200 amino acids.
AUGCCCAUGUGCGGUGGAACAAAGUCUGUGCAGCGCAAGCUGGUGCUGCUCGGUGACGGUGCAUGCGGCAAGACCUCAUUACUUAAUGUAUUCACAAGAGGUUACUUUCCAACAGUAUACGAGCCUACAGUAUUUGAGAACUACGUACACGAUAUCUACAUCGACAACACACACGUCGAGCUUAGUUUAUGGGAUACCGCUGGACAGGAAGAAUUCGACAGGCUACGAUCGCUGAGCUACGAUGACACCCACGCGAUCAUGCUUUGCUUUUCGGUCGAUUCACCAGACUCGCUCGAGAACGUAGAAACGAAAUGGGUCGGCGAGAUAGCAGAGAACUGCCCUGGUGUUAAGCUCGUUCUGGUUGCACUCAAGUGUGACCUGCGGAAAAAAGAAGAUGACGACGCGGAUGACCAACAGCCCGAGAAGCCAUGUAUCGACUAUAAUGAGGGUCUUCGCGUAGCAGAGAAGAUCAAGGCUCUGCGGUACCUGGAAUGCUCUGCCAUGAAGAACCGAGGUGUCAACGAGGCUUUUACCGAAGCCGCCCGUGUGGCUCUGCAAGUCAAGACUAGCAAAGAUAAGAGCGGCGGUUGCACCAUCCUAUAG